GGACCACCAGCGGGGGCAUAUCAAGGAGGGGGGCCACCAGCGGGGGCAUACAAAGGAGGGGGACCACCAGUAGGGGCAUACCAAGGAGGGGGGCCACCAGCAGGGGCAUACCAAGGAGGGGGGCUACCACCAGCCGGAGCUUAUCCCCCACAAGGUGGUGCAGCACCUCCUUCUGCUGGGUCCAUUCCAAAGUAUACUGGGGGGAUGCCAGAAAUGGCGCCUACAGCCCCACCCCUGGAGAAAAUGGACAGCAUAGGAGGGUACAAUAAUGUGGGAUUUAGUGCUAAUGUUCUUCCUCCACCAUCCUAUGAUGAAGUUACAGAACAGCAGACGCCAGAGGAGAGACAGGCCAUUGAAAAUGUCCUGACCAUUACAGAACAGGAUGCUAGGGAGGCCCUCUUGGGUUACGUGGCAGAACACUGCUGCUACGGUAAAGGGGCCGCAGAGGAUCUCAAGUUUACAGACCUCAACCCCACUAAUGCAUUACAUUAUACUCUGGAGUCCUAUGGAGAAGGUAGAUCCACCUGCUGGGCAUAUGAACCCUACUCAGGCCAGCCAAUAGAUGGACCACAGAAUGGGCCAGCUCCCGGGCCCUGGGACAUACAGGCCUCACCCCAGACAAUGUUUCAGAACUCGGAACAAACUUUUGAGGUGCCACACACUGCCUCUGUCAAACCCUGUCAUGACUGCAACGCUCUAGGCGUAGUCGUAUGUGGUCAGUGUUAUGGCCAAGGGAUGGUGAUGUGUUCCCUUUGCCAAGGACGCGGUCAUUUGUCUCGUUACCAUGAUGGCCAUCACAGUCAUGUUCGAUGUCAUCAUUGCCAUGGAUGUGGGAGUAUACAGUGUUCCUUUUGUUGUGGAGUUGGAAUGGUGAUGUGUAGAAAUUGUUCUGGCUUUAGAAACUUAAAGUGUUAUAUCAAGCUUACAGUCAAAUGGACAAACCACGUAAAUGAUCACAUUAUGGAACAUGCCCCUCUCCCUGAUCAUCUAAUAAGAAAUGUGUCAGGACAGACCGCUUUUGAGGAAACUAAGGUUAAGGUUUGGCCAAUCAAUCAAUUCCAUGAAAGAGAAAUUAACGAAGCCUCGGAACGUUUGAUCAGCGAUCAUCAGUUCCCCUCCGAACGAGUUCUGAUGCAGAGACACAAAGUAAGGAUAGUUCCCGUGACGCAGUGUAUGUACAAAUGGAAGAAUACAGAAUCGGACUUCAUUGUUUACGGAUUUGAACAGCACUGUUACGCACCCAACUACCCCCAGACCUGCUGCUGUGGAUGUUCUAUUCUGUAACCGGUCUCUCGGCAAUCAGACCAGGGGCAGAUUAUAUUCCAUUAUAUUCUAGAAUGUUUUUUUUACUUGUUUUAAGUUGUAGAGGACGUAUUUUAUCAGGGCUCCUGAAGCAUUUUUGUGACAGAUUUUCUUUCCAUUUCUCUGCACAAGAAAAAUGUAACCAUCGUGUGGAGACAAUUUGAUUUAAGUCGUAUUAUUUGAUCCACUUCAGAAAAAUACUUAUUUUGACAAGUGAGUUACCUGAGUGGAUUAAAAGACACAAUUUUUAUCAGAUUGGAUGUAGAUAUAGGUUGUUAUCAGAGGAAAAGCUGAAAUAUUAUAUUCAGGUUACAACAAAAAUCUAUGUUCCUCUAGCUCAUAUCUUUUAAAUGUUUUAUUUUAUGGUUGUGAAUUCAAGUGCAAUAUUAUACAAUUAUUGCUGUUUUUUGAGGUCAAUACAAUGAUUUAGCCACCUGAGGAGUACAAUAUUCACUGAGCCCGAAGGAAUAACCUGUUGUUUUAAUCUAUUUUUUUAGACAUUAUUUGAAAUUACAUUGGUGCUUUUAACAUAUCCAGUAAUGUGGAAAAAAAGUAGUUAUAACUCAUGUAGUUUUCCAUUUUAAGGAAUUAAUAUUUAGAAUUUCAAAAAUGUGUUAAAUGUACAACCUGGAGACCCGCGCAAACAAGAAAUACAUGUAUCAUCCUAUUUUAAAGAAAAUGUUGACAUGUAUAUAUCUACAUAUAUUCAUUAUACUACAAUACCAACCACUGUGAAUUUAAGGACUUCUGAUAUAAAUUUUAUAUAUUUACAUUGCUUAUAACUAUGUACAAGGAUCGCAACAUUUAGUUUUGAUUAUGAGGUCUGUUUAUACAUUACUUACAUGUACUCAUGUAUCUAUGUAUUGUUAAAGCAUGAAAGGUUGUUAUAUUGUUGUAUUAAUUUUUCUGUAUAAGAAAAAAGCAAUUUGAGUAUUCUUUUAAAUCCUGUAGCAUUUAUAUUUCAGAGUCAUUCUUUUCUCUCUUUAAUACAAGAGCAGUCAUUUCUUUACAGCACUAGUGGCAACUAGGUACAUGUAUAAUAUGAUUUUGUGAACGUCUAAGAAGUUGCUAAUUUGACAUUCUUAGUCUCUGUGUUGCCACAAUAUCUAUUCAAAGUAGAUGUCUUUUACUUAAUGUACCAUUACAACUAAGACACGAUCAUUGCUACCAAAUUGUGUGUGAUAAAUGUCUUGUUUUGGCCCAUAAUAAAGAACAAAGUUCGAGAAAGUUGUUUAAAUAGCCUUUAUAUUUUGUUUAUUAUUGACUGUGCUUGUUUAUACUUUUAAUUUUUAUAUUUCUUGAAACUAUUCAUGACUAUUAAAACUAUAUAAUA
This is a messenger RNA of Saccostrea cuccullata (small rock oyster), 2635 nucleotides long. Its product is annotated as protein SSUH2 homolog. The transcript is spliced from 12 exons. The annotation marks the transcript as partial. Lineage: Eukaryota; Metazoa; Mollusca; Bivalvia; Ostreida; Ostreidae. The record is from RefSeq and is a predicted model, not a curated record.